AGUUUUCAUCAAAUGUUAGAAUAGGCCCCUUUGGCACUUGUGAUUACCAUGGUAGCUUGAGCUAUGCCGUCAAAUCGCUGUAACCUAUCUCUUGCUUUUACUCGCUUUCCAGUCUCUAUGACACUCUUUGCACAUAUGUAGAAGUUGAUCUCAGUUAAGACUACAAGGUCACACAGGCUAUGCUAGGGGGCGAUCCCUAGCUGGAGGGCGGCCCAGAGUAGUAUAAGAAUAGGAACCUUGGAGGUUUCUCCGCAAUCUCGCAGGGAAGGCUCCACAGCUGUGUAUCAAUCUUUCUGGCAUACAUUAAAUAGUUAAACUGAGAAGGCUGCCGCCGGGUAAUUACUGUUAGCAUAGCAUUAAAGAUAAAGAACUGGGACCAUUUCUGACAGAACGUUCAACCAAUGGAUAGUCAUUUACUGAAUAGAAUAGGAGAAGUUGAAUUAAGAUGUGUCUGUAACGAAAUUACAUCAUGAAAAUCUGGGCGCUCAUGCAGCCUUAAGUGACAGCUCGAGCGCCCAAUGGCGAGGCUCAGAUUGGCCCUAGUCCUGUCGGGGGCGUGCCCAGUAGAUUACAGCCGCCGCAGAUCUCAUCACAACACGUCACACGCCAUCAGAACCAUUUGGACCAUCGACUCUUGUUGCCGGAUACCCUUCUAAAACUGGAACCCGGCCGGACUUGUUUCUGGGGCUGCGACGGCCGCGAUCAUGGUUCGAACGGAACAAGCGUUCGAGUAUUUAUAAACCCGAUGGAGGCCGCGCAGGUUUCGGAUUCAGGUGUCGGACUGGAGUAAAAAAAAAAAACACGAAGAGGGAAAAAAGUCAUUUGGAUUUGGGAGGGGGCGCGUGAUCGGAGCCAGACGCAGCGUCAAGAUGCCGACGUCCCGGCCCGGUUCAGAAGCAAUGCCAGCGGACUUCUGGGUGGACGGCUCGCGCAGGGACGGGACGGUGGAGGAGUUCUACCUACUCGGCUCCGAAUUGGGCAGAGGCGCCACAUCUGUGGUGUAUCGCUGCGAAGAGAAAGAGAAGAAGAAGUCGUACGCCGUCAAAGUUCUCAAGAAGACGAUCGACAAGAAGAUCGUCCGCACGGAGAUCGGUGUCCUGCUGCGUCUUUCGCACCCCAACAUCAUCCAGCUGAAGGAGAUCUUCGAGACAGACACGGACAUCGCUCUGAUUCUGGAGCUGGUGACGGGAGGCGAGCUUUUUGACAGGAUUGUGGAGCGCGGCUACUACAGCGAGCGAGACGCUGCCCACGUCAUCAAACAGAUCCUGGAGGCCGUGGCGUACCUGCAUGAGAAUGGCGUGGUGCAUCGCGACCUCAAACCGGAGAACUUGCUCUAUGCCAACCUCUCGCUCCACGCGCCGCUCAAGAUUGCGGACUUUGGUCUUUCCAAAAUAAUCGAUGAGAGGGUGACCAUGAAGACUGUGUGCGGCACGCCCGGAUACUGUGCUCCUGAGAUUCUUCGAGGAAACGCUUAUGGACCAGAAGUGGACAUGUGGUCAGUAGGCGUCAUCCUCUACAUCCUGCUGUGCGGGUUCGAGCCCUUCUUCGACGCACGAGGGGACCAGUACAUGUACACGCGCAUUCUCAACUGCGACUACGAGUUUGUCUCCCCUUGGUGGGACGACGUCUCGCUCAACGCCAAGGACCUGGUGAGCAAGCUGAUUGUGUUGGACCCGGGCAAGCGCCUGAGCGUGCACCAGGCCCUGGAACACCCGUGGGUUCUGGGCAAGGCGGCGCGCUUCUCACACAUGGACACGGCGCACAGGAAGCUGCAAGAGUUCAACGCCAGACGCAAGCUGAAGGCGGCCAUGAAGGCGGUGGUGGCGACCGGUCGGAUGCACGAGUCAUCUCGCCGCCGCACCGACAGCUGCGAGAUUCCCGCCACGCAGAGCAGUGUGGGGCAGGACCCGCCCCUCGAGUCGGCCACCCCUGGCCCCAAAAAGGCCGCGCUCUCGGAGAAACAAAGGGAACAAAGUAGCCCUGUCCUUUCUCGCAAGCAGGACGGCGCGCCCGCCCCGACUAGGCCGCCGCUCCGGGCCGACGCCCAGCGGCAGGCCAGAUCGGCGGUGGCCCCGCCCAGGCCGCCCAAGAAGAGCUACUCAGCGGACCAAACAGCCACCGGGAACCGGGCCGAGCCCCCUGGCCCCGACAGCCUCAGCAACGGCUUAACGGCAGGGGUGGAGCCCGAUGCAAAGACCGACCACGGCCAAUGAACUCUUUCCAGAGACGCUAACGGUGCGGAAUGGUGUUAGCUUGUGAAUAUUGACAAAUAAUUCCAAACUGACUUUUACUGACAAGUGCAUGAAACCCUGUGGCUCGCAUGCCAGCUAAUGUGCUGAGGUCUGAAAUGUGAAGUUGUCAAUCUGUUUACACUCUCUCUGUUUUUCAAGUAAAGCUAAGAUGACUUUUUAAAUAACGAAGAUAUUUUAUGCUUGAAAGAUUCUUGUCAUGCAUUAGCAAGGUUGCACGUUUCCGCCGACUACCUUUUUUUGCUCGUGUUUGCGCCACCUAGGAAACACCCUCAUGUUAGCUUACCUCGGCAUCAACGGCAACAGGAGCGUUCCAACCGGAAGUCCACAAUUGAGCAAUGCUCCGUUUGUGUCGUCACGUUCAAAUAAAACCGAGAUGUUUGCCUGCAUCACUUGGUGAUGACUUCCACCUUUGUCAUUGAUUUAGCUUAACAGUCCAUGUAUAAGCUAAGCUAUGUGAAUGGCGGAGAUGUUCAGAUGACAGCUUCCUGUUUGCUUUUGGGUGGGUGGGGCUUAGAAUAAUUAGUGUCCUUGUGUUUGUCGUGUUGAUCCAGACAGAAAAUGACAUCAUCAGACCUCAGUAAAGUUUCGUCACUCCAA
Syngnathus typhle (broad-nosed pipefish) is the source of this 2849-nucleotide messenger RNA. Its product is annotated as calcium/calmodulin-dependent protein kinase type IV. The transcript is spliced from 12 exons. Gene Ontology annotation, molecular function: calcium/calmodulin-dependent protein kinase activity; calmodulin binding; ATP binding. Bases 870 to 2213 code for a protein of 447 amino acids. Gene Ontology annotation, biological process: protein phosphorylation. The record is from RefSeq and is a predicted model, not a curated record. NCBI's taxonomy places the organism in Eukaryota, Metazoa, Chordata, Actinopteri, Syngnathiformes, Syngnathidae.